Molecule: messenger RNA, 11398 nt
Organism: Seriola aureovittata
Lineage: Eukaryota; Metazoa; Chordata; Actinopteri; Carangiformes; Carangidae
Gene: tanc2b
Product: tetratricopeptide repeat, ankyrin repeat and coiled-coil containing 2b
Exons: 28
Coding region: 2064-8246 (2060 amino acids)
Biological process (GO): regulation of dendritic spine morphogenesis
Cellular component (GO): dendritic spine
Molecular function (GO): protein binding
Source: RefSeq, a predicted model, not a curated record
UUGAUUGAAAUCAAAAAGAAAAACACUACAAUAAUGCAGAUAGACAGUAGGACAAGAAACCCAACAUAAUGAAACAACAAAUUAAAGAAUCCUAAAUGACUGCAAAUAGUUUAUAACAAUAAUGUUUUAAAACCACUUCCAAUUUAUUAAUUUAUAAAUUGACAUUAUGAUACAUCUAAUGGAAAGAGUAAAAAAGACUCACGCUAUGGUGUUUAAAAAGUAAGGAGGGAGGGUACAGUAAAAGACACAGUGAAUAUAAACUAGGAAUAGUAAAAAUGUAAUAUACACAUAAUAUCUCCAGACCUGUGUUUUGUGGCCAUGGCAAUAAAGAUUACAGUUUAUUCCCUGAGCUUAAAGCUGUCAUGAACUGCAUGAGGAUGUUUAAAGAUAACAUAAAGACGAUGUAAAUUUAAAUUGCCUCAGAAGCGUAGUCUGUGACGCAAACUUAAACUUAAAAAUCAGGGCAAGAUUGCCAUCACUCCCCGACUGAUUACAGGUCUCCUCAUUUACAGGGAACACCAGUCAGCAACGAUCUUGCUUAUAACUGUUUCCUGAUGCUUCUGUCUGUCACACACUUACGCAACCUCCUUGAACAAAUGUAUCUGAGCUCAUUUGAAUGAUAAUAGUGUUUUACAGUUAAAGCCAGGCAUGUGAUCAACCACCCCCACUUGUCAUUUCACUGGAUUAUGUUGCAUUCUGUUGAUAAUAUGCAAAGCGGCUAUAAUAUCACACCACUUGUAUCAUGUCACACAUGUAAAUGUGAAGUUAUUUUUUUCCCCAUAAUGAUAGAUAUGGCAGAAAAUCAAGGCAGUGUUUGACAGCAGGGACAUUUCAAUAAAAGACCCAGGUUUUAUGGUUUACAUGGUGCACGUAGCAUGGCACUCAAAAACUUUAAACUGUAACUGUAGCACAUCUUUAAGGCUUGUUGGUAUCAUGGGCAGGUGGCUGGAGAUGUCACUCUGGGGAAAUAAGUGUGACCGGAGGAGAUUGAUUAAAAAAAAAAAAAAAAAAAAAACACUUAGAAAACAGCGGGCUUACAACGCAUCCGAUGUGAACCCCCGACAAAAGCAAAGACGGUACACAAUAAACUCUCACCCCCGUGGGUUUGAACCCCUAAAAAGCCGUAAAACAUGGCUGCAGCUGUACAAAUACGGUUUCAAGGGUAAAACAAGGACAGAGCGGGAUGCCUGAGCCCAAGAGGAAAAUGGAGUAGGUUUUAUUGAAACCCUUGUUUCUGUCAAAUAAUACCUCUGCUCCUUUUUCCCCACUUGUGAUCUAAUGUGUCCCCAAAGCUCCAUGCACGAACGGCAAAACUGCGUCCCUUUAAUAAUACCCUCCCUCCCUCCCUCCCUCCCUUCCUCCCUCCCUCCUUUUUUUUUAUGCCAUUUUCUUUCCUCCCCCAAUACCCACCCUUCUCCUCCCCCUCCUUUUGCUCUGCGGUUGCCAUGACAACAGCAGCACUGCACCAUUCAUCUGUUGGAGACCUGGGCUCCUGUUCCUGUAGAGAGUGCGCCUCUCACAUCUAUACAUAACACGCUAAGCGCUAAUGCAGUCACGGAGGCGAACGAGGAGCUCACUCCUAUCUGUGCUCACGGGCUCCUCGCAAGAAAAAGCUCCCUGUUCUGGUCCGUCUUAUUUUAUUUAUUUAUCUUUUUAAUUUCUUUCGUAGCGUUGGAGGUUUUGGUCACCUGUCAGCCCUCGGUGCGCGCCGCCACCACAGAGGUGUCACCUCUGUGUCCCCCUCUUUCCCCAGUGACACAGUGACUGCUGCGUUCUUCCUUCCUCCUUUCCUUUUCCUCCCUCUCCCUCUCUUUCCUCCUCCUCCUCCUCUUCUUGCUCCUCCCGUCGCUGCCAAAUCUGCCUGGCUCUGUAUCAUUUACUGCGACUGAAUUGAGCGGGCAGCAUCGGCACUGAAACCUGUGGAGAUUUCCUCAGAAAGGAAACAAGAGGGGGAAGCAAGAGAGCGAGCUUCUGUUCCUCCGCUCUUAUCCUCCCCUGCUCUGCUGCAGGUGGUUUUUUUUUUCUUCCCCUGUUUUUCUUUUCUUGUUCUUUCCUUGUUUUUGAUGAACUGGUCAUCGCUCAGGGAGGAAGGACUGCGCGUGUCGCUGGAGGGGGAAGGAGGGGAGCUGGUGCCGUACUCCAGCCUUCAGGAAUGCGAGAUCUGGUUUGAGAAUGCCCCUCUGCGGAAAGCAAAGUUUGUGGAGAGCCCUCGCAUUCCACAAUCAGAGCUUGGCUCCCCUACACACACCUCCACCACUGCCAAGAAUCCAGACCUGGACACAUACUGCCCUGGGGAGUCAAGCCAGGAGCUGGGCCCCCCUCCGUCGGUGGAUGAGGCAGCCAACACAUUGAUGACGCGCCUGGGUUUCCUUCUGGGAGACAAAGUGAGUGAGGGGCCAGCCGGCACCCAGUACAGCAUGGAGGAACCCGAGGCAAGACAGGGCCAGAACCAGAGGAUCAGCCCGUGCUCCACCCUGACCAGCAGCACUGCCUCCCCCCCUGCAGGCAGCCCCUGCUCCACCCUCCCCCCUGCCAUGCCUGGCCAGGCAGGCAACAAGGACUGUGCCUACGGUUCUGUCACCAGUCCCACCUCAACCCUGGAGAGCAGGGACAGCGGGAUCAUCGCCACUCUGACCAGCUACUCCGAGAACAUGGAGCGAGGCGGCAAAUACGGCGAAGGCUCCCGGGCGAACCUCAAACUGUGGCAGUCCCAGAAAUCAGGCAUGGACUCGUUCCUGUACAGGGUGGAUGAAAACAUGACAGCCUCCACCUACAGCCUCAACAAAAUCCCUGAGCGCAACCUGGAGAGCAUGUCCUCCCACUCUGCCCACUCCAUCCCUCUGUACCUCAUGCCCCGUCCUAACUCUGUGGCUGCUACCAGUUCAGCCCACCUGGAGGACCUGGCAUACCUGGAUGAGCAGAGACACACUCCAUUACGCACCUCGCUGCGCAUGCCCAGACAGAGCACCACCUGCGGGCCGGGUCGCUCCGGGCAGGACCUGAGAGCUUCCGCUAAUAACACCCAUGCCUGGCAAUCCCAGUCACUGCGUUUUGCACCCUAUCGUCCUCAAGACAUCGCCCUCAAACCUCUGCUGUUUGAGGUGCCCAGCAUCACCAUGGACUCCGUGUUCACGGGCCGCGAGUGGCUCUUCCAGGAGAUCGACGCCCACCUCAACAGCCCCAACGCCAGCACCAACCGCGGCGUGGUAGUGGUCGGCAACAUCGGCUUCGGCAAGACCGCCAUCAUCUCUCGCCUGGUGGCUCUCAGCUGCCACGGCACCCGCAUGAGACAGAUCGCCUCCGACAGCCCACAGGCCUCACCCAAACAUGGAGAGGGGCUCCCUCUCACCCAGCCACAGCCCACGCAUGGCACCCUGGGAGGAGGCAGCUGUCCCGGGACCCCAGAGAUGAGGCGGCGUCAGGAAGAAGCCAUGAGGAGGCUGGCGUCUCAGGUGGUGGCGUACCACUACUGCCAGGCAGAUAACGCCUACACCUGCCUGGUGCCGGAGUUUGUGCACAACGUGGCGGCUCUGCUGUGCCGCUCGCCGCACCUCGUCGCCUACAGGGAGCAGAUGCUGAGGGAGCCGCACCUACAGAGCAUCCUGAGUCUGCGCUCCUGCGUCCAGGACCCCCUGGCCUCUUUCAGGAGGGGGGUCCUAGAACCCCUGGACGCACUUUACAAAGAGAGGAAGAUCAAUUCCGAGGAGGACCUCAUCAUCCUCAUCGACGGUUUGAAUGAGGCAGAGUUCCACAAGCCAGACUACGGAGACACCAUCGUGUCCUUCCUCACCAAAACCAUCAACAAGUUCCCUCCCUGGCUCAAGCUUGUGGUCACAGUCAGAACCACAUUACAGGAGAUUACCAACGCACUGCCGUUCCACCGCAUCUCUCUGGACAGCCUGGAGGAGAACGACGCCAUAGACCAGGACCUGCAGGGCUACAUCCUGCACCGCAUCCACAGCAGCCCAGAGAUCCAGAACAACAUCUCGCUCAACGGCAAGAUGGACAACACCACCUUCGGCAAGCUCAGCGCCCACCUCAAGGCCCUGAGUCAGGGCUCCUAUCUGUACCUCAAACUCACCUUUGACCUCAUCGAGAAGGGCUACCUUGUCCUCAAAAGCUCCAGCUAUAAGGUGGUUCCAGUCAACCUCGCUGAGGUGUACCUGCUGCAGUGCAACAUGCGCUUCCCCACGCAGUCGUCGUUCGAGCGGGCACUUCCUCUGCUCAACGUGGCCGUGGCCUCGCUUCACCCGCUCACCGACGAGCAGAUAUAUCAGGCCAUCAACUCCGGUUCACUGCAGGGAACACUGGACUGGGAGGAUUUCCAGCAACGUGUGGACAACCUGUCUGUCUUCCUGGUGAAGAGGAGGGACGGCACAAGGAUGUUUGUUCACCCCUCCUUCAGGGAGUGGUUGAUCUGGAGAGAAGAGGGAGAAAAGACAAAGUUCCUCUGUGAUCCAAGGAGCGGGCACACCCUACUGGCCUUCUGGUUUUCUCGGCAGGAGAACAAGCUGAACAGACAGCAGACUAUUGAGCUGGGCCAUCACAUCCUCAAAGCACAUAUCUUCAAGGGUCUCAGCAAGAAAGUCGGGGUUUCCUCAUCUAUCUUGCAAGGCCUGUGGGUAUCCUACAGCACGGAGGGCCUUUCAGCUGCACUUUCUUCACUUCGAAACCUCUACACUCCCAACAUCAAGGUGAGCCGGUUACUGAUGCUGGGCGGCGCCAAUGUGAACUACCGUACGGAGGUGCUGAACAAUGCCCCCGUCCUGUGCGUCCACUCCCACCUGGGCUACAUGGACAUGGUGGCUCUGCUGCUUGAGUUCGGCGCCUCUGUCGACGCCCCGUCCGAAAGUGGCCUCACACCGCUGGGCUACGCUGCCGCCGGGGGACACAUGGCCAUCGUGACCGCACUUUGCCGCAGGAGAGCGAAGGUGGACCACUUGGAUAAGAAUGGGCAGUGUGCUCUGGUUCACGCGGCGCUGAGGGGCCACAUGGAGGUGGUGAAGUUCCUCAUCCAGUGUGACUGGAGCAUGGGGCCACAACAGCAGCAGCAGUCACCACAGACCCAACAACAGGCGGCCUUCACCAAGAGCCACGCAGUCCAGCAGGCCCUCAUCGCUGCAGCCAGUAUGGGAUACACAGAGAUCGUGUCCUACCUGCUGGACCUGCCGGAGAAAGAUGAAGAGGAGGUGGAGAGGGCUCAAAUCAAUAACUUUGACACCCUGUGGGGGGAGACAGCUCUGACUGCAGCCUCUGGUCGGGGGAAGCUGGAGGUUUGUCGCCUGUUACUGGAACAGGGCGCAGCUGUGGCCCAACCCAACAGACGCGGCAUCGUCCCGCUGUUCAGUGCCGUCCGACAGGGACACUGGCAGAUCGUGGACCUCCUCCUCACACACGGAGCAGAUGUCAACCUGGCUGACAAGCAGGGUCGCACCCCUCUAAUGAUGGCCGCCUCAGAGGGACACCUGGGAACUGUGGAGUUUUUAUUAGCCCAAGGAGCCUCCCUGUCUCUGAUGGAUAAGGAGGGUCUGACGGCUCUGAGCUGGGCCUGUCUCAAAGGCCAUUUGCCUGUCGUCCGCUGCCUGGUGGAGAGUGGAGCCGCCACCGACCACGCAGACAAGAACGGACGCACGCCCCUCGACCUGGCGGCUUUCUACGGCGACUCUGAAGUGGUCCAGUUCUUGGUGGACCACGGGGCCAUGAUAGAGCACGUAGACUACAGCGGGAUGCGUCCUCUCGACAGGGCGGUGGGCUGCAGGAACACGUCGGUGGUGGUCGCCCUGCUCAAGAAAGGAGCCAAGAUAGGAUGUCAGACGCUGCCCAGUCGGCCCCGAGGUCCAGCCACAUGGGCCAUGGCCACGUCCAAACCCGACAUCAUGAUCAUCUUACUAAGCAAACUCAUCGAGGAGGGGGACAGCUUCUACAAGAAGGGGAAGGUGAAGGAGGCGGCGCAGCGUUAUCAGUAUGCACUCAAAAAGUUUCCACGCGAAGGCUUCAGCGAGGACCUCAAGACAUUCAGGGAACUCAAAGUAUCGCUCUUCCUCAACCUGUCCCGAUGUCGGAGGAAAAUGAACGACUUUGGGAUGGCUGAGGAAUUUGCUACGAAGGCACUUGAACUGAAACCAAAAUCAUAUGAAGCGUACUACGCCAGGGCACGCGCCAAGCGUAGCAGCAGACAAUUUCCUGAAGCCUUAGAGGACUUGAAUGAAGCCAUAAAGCAGUGCCCCAACAACCGAGAGAUCCAGCGGCUGCUCCAGAGGGUGGAGGAGGAGUGUCACCAGCUCGACCAGGAGGAGCACCAGCAGCAGGACCUGGAACUGGAGCCUCCUCCCUCCCCUCCUCCUACGCCUCCCCCAGAAGAGGAGGAGUCCCUGUCCCUGUCCAUGCCUCUCCCUCCUCCCCCAGAGCCCCGCCUGGAGGACAUGGAGCCCGUCCAGGACCUGUUUGAGGAUGAGGACUACCUGGAGCAGGAGCUGGAGGCCAUGUCUAUGGGUCUGCCCCCACCUGAGUCUCUCGCAAAUCCCUCCAGCCUUCCCAUCAUUCAGAGCCCACCGCUCUCCCCCACACAUCCAGAUCAGAUCUAUUUAGCUGGGGGUUCGCCCAUGGGCCAGCCCUAUGAGUAUCACCCCACCUCGUCCUCCAUGUCCUCUCCAACCCGCGGGACGUACCAGCCCACAUCGCCCUCUCUAUCCCCAACACAUCAGAACUCCCACUACCGACACAGCCCGCCUCACACCUCCCCAGUGCAUCAGCCGUCCUACCGCUUCAGCCCGCCUCCCAUGGGCACCGGGGGUCAGGGAAUGGAUCACCAGAGCCCCCCGCCUUCCCCUUUACGUCGAGCUGCUCAAUACAGAGCCAGCCCGCCAGUAGAAAGUGUUUGUCUGUACAGGUCCCAGUCUGGGUCGCCUGUGCGCUACCAGACAGAGCAGCUCCCCGGCCGACCCAAAUCUCCCCUCUCUAAGAUGAGCAGCCAGCGUUCGUUCCAGCUGAGCUCACAGCCCUCAUUGUCCUCCCAGCACCACCAAGCCCAAGGCCUUCGUCUUCAGCCUUCUAUAGCCCAGAUAGUCCGCACAAACCAGCCCAGCAAUGUGAUGGGCAACAGCAGCUACGGUGGCCAGAUGGGCCACUCCAUCGGCGGUCGCUACCAAGGGGGUUCAGUGGACGUGGAGAGCCGGCUGGUGUACCAGCCCUCCCUGGAUGGACGGUCCAUGCCCCAGGUCCAGGCCAGCCUCAGUUCUGGGGCCCUCUGUCAGCACGGCGGCCGAGGAGGGGUUAUGGAGUCGGGCCUGUUGAAGGAUGAGCUACCCCAGCGCCCCUCCUCUGCCUACCGCGCCAGCAGCGGGGGCCCGGGGGGCAUGCGCUACAGCCAGACACCCCAGAUCAGCCGCAGCCAGUCAGCUGCCUACUACCCAGUCUCUGAACACGUGCUGGAGCGCGCUAACGCCAUGCCACCCUGUCAGCUGGGCUCUCCUGAGAUUCCCCAUAUGGUGAGGCGCCCCGUCAGUGCCAAUACUACUGAGAUGAAGCAGCAUGUGCCCACCCCCAGGCCUCUCAUCCAUUCUCAGAGCGUAGGCCUUCGAUUCUCCCCGUCCAGCAACAACAUCUCAACUGGAUCCACCUCGAAUUUAGCACCGGGUUUCAGGCCUUCCUCUUCCAUCCAGCAGAUGGAGAUCCCCCUGCAGGCCACAUACGAGCGCACCUGUGAUGACAUGUCCCCCAUCUCUCCUUCGCAGGGCAGCGGGGGGCUGUAUCAGGGCGAGACCACCCGCUCUCGGAACACGCCCUUCAUGGGCAUCAUAGACAAGACGGCGCGGACUCAGCAGUACCUGCAUCAGCCCUCGCGGUCCAGGGCCAUGACGUCCAUGGACUCUGCCAUUAGCCCCACCUCGCCCGGCCAGCUGGUCCAGCAAGGCUCCACCUACAGUCCCCCCGCCUCACUGGGAAAUAUCGCCUACUACAACAAGACCAACAACGCCCAAAAUGGACACCUGUUGGAGGAGGACUACUACUCCCAGACCCAGCCCCCUUCACUGGGGAAGCUGGCCAACGGCUCCCGCGGCAGUGGAGACAUCCUGGAGAGGGUCAGCCAGGUGCCCACCUACCCGGAUGUGAAGGUGGCGAGGACUCUGCCUGUGGCGCAGGCCUACCAGGACAACAUGUACCGCCAGCUCUCGCGUGACUCCCGCACCCAAGGCCCCACCUCCCCUAUCAAACCAAAGAGACCGUUUGUGGAAUCAAAUGUGUGAUGGCCUGUCUGUGACUGGUUGGUGGGACUGGGCUUGUUAGUGGGAGUAAGAGGAGAAAAAACAGUUAGCUCAACAGCACAUGCUGCUGACCUUUGUACAUGUGACAUGGACAAACUUGUCUUAAAGAACUCACGAGAGACAGAUCCAGUCAGAGAGAAAACCACACAGCCGGCAUACACACACACACACACUUAGGGUAUUAGACAUUAUCUUAUAUGAAAAACAUAACUAACAGUGAAGCGAUUAUUUCAUUAUCAUACUCUGCACACAGGUAGGAUAACAGGAGGGUCCUAAGUUCUGAUCUCACUGAAUUAAAGACCAGUGCACUUCCAAAACAUUGUGUGGCACAAAGUUCCCACAAGUGAACACAACAGGUGGGACUGUAAGAGUGAAAGUACUAAUCAUCGGACUCUACUUGUGGACUCUGUAUCCAUCUUCUGUUCUUUCAAAGUGUGCUCUUAACCAAGGUUGCUAGUAGGCUCUAUUCUAUGUAAUACAAUAUUAUAUGUUCAAUACUGUACAUUGCUCAGAAAAUACAAAUGGCUCAACAACUCAGUACUUAGAGAAAGAUGACAAUAUUUAUAAUUAAGUUAUAUAUUGUACAUAGAAAUAAAAGGAAACAUAGUUUGCGUUUGAAUUGUAUUCUGUUAACCCUGCCUUUGUGUCCCACUGCUAGUCAUAUGGAUGUGGAGAACCGACCAGGGUGAGGAAGGAGGGACACAGACCAACUUUGAAUGACAUUAUUACCUCUUUUGUGUCAAAAUAAAAAAAGAUUUUGUUGUGGUGUAAUGCAAGAGAAUGCUUUUUCUGCUGCAGUACGUCCUCAAUAAUGUAAAAUAGGGCUGCAACUAACGAUUAUUUUCGUUAUCCAUUAAUCUGCUGAUUUUUUUUUUUUUCGAUCCGUUUUUUGGGGGAGGGGAGUGGAAUGUCAGGUAUUGAUAAAAAAAAUAUGCCCAGUAUAAUUUUUACGAGUCCCAAGGCAACAUCUCCAAAUGUCAACCAACAGUCAGAUAUUCAGUUUACAAUGAUAUAAAACAGUCAAAGCAGUGACUCCUCAAGCUGGAGAAAAAGUCGGUGAGCUUUUGCUAUUCUGCUUGAAAAAUGACUGAAAUGACUGAAAUGAUCAGUCGAUUGAGCAACAAAUGGUUUCAGUUAAUAAACACACUUAAUAAACAAAAUUAAAUCCUACCCAGACUGUGCCAGUGUGCACCUUCAAAAGGUCCAAGGCUUUGAACUGGUGUUAAAAUGAUUGUGUCAAAAUGAAAAUCCAACAUCUCCCUGCAUCUAUAACUGCAUCAUUUUCCAUUGAUUAAAAUCAUUUUUGAGUCACGUCGCCUCAUUGAACCUUCUGAGGUUCAAAUACAUAAAUUAUGAUUUUCUGUAUCUCUGUUAAGUAUCAUUCCUGUGUCAGACCUCAUGAAAUGCCUUAGUGUGAAGUUAAACCAGCUGUCAAGGCUGCAAACCUCUAACUUUUACUGACAUAUUCAUCCCCCUCCCUGUCAUUAAACAUCUUUGAAAACUUGUUUAACUAUCUGCUCAUAUAAACAAGCAAAGCAUGAGUUGCUAUGGUUUUUUACAAGCUCAUUUGAUUUUUUUGGAUAACUCAUACAUCUUGUUCUGAGGACAGAUUGCUUUAUUAGAUAAGAAAAAAAAAAAAAAGGCCUUGAGCGCAGUAACUGUGUUUCUAGUGUGAAUCUUUGGCCACAGAAUGGUUCAAUCAUCUUUAUCUGAAUGACUGGUCAAAUGAUAAAUAAAAAAAAAAAAAAUCCUGUGGUGGGUGAUUUUCAUCACGAGUGUCAAAGUUCGCCUCUGUCCCUCCUCAGUACGUAACGACACUGUAAGAGAGAGUAGAAGGUUCAGCACAUAUGCUAGUGAUGGGUUAACAUGGAUAGUGCUCAGCGACUAAAAGCAAGCAAAUGCAUACACGACCACUGUUACAGACGUUUUCCCUUUCUCCUGCAUUUCUUUUGUGCUGUUUCUUUUUACCCAUAAUGCAUUUUUAUUCCGCCACCUCUGCACUAAAAAUGCCUGUUAAGUUCUUAACUAAGGGUGCACUUUAUGUAUUUUACUUACUGUGUUGUUAUGAUUGUUGAAUUUGGAGAAAGUGGGUGUGUGAUGGGUCAGACCUCUGGCCAGUGAUAACAGACUAUCAUAGACACUAUUAUUAUUAUUAUUAUUAUUAUUAUUAUCAUAUGAUUUACAAAGCAGUGAUGAAUGACAAUAUGAAGAGCAAACAAUGUUUUUAAACUGGUGAAGAUGUAUAGACUUUCUAGCACAAGUUGUAUAUACUGGCUCAGAUAUUCCACUCCGUCCAGCUCGGGUCCGUUAGUAAAGCAAGUCUGUUUCAAGAGGUCGACCAUAUUUAAGUAUUCAUAAUAAAUAGCCAUCAAAACGUCCUCGAACUCCAAAUCAGCCAGUCUAAUCCACUGGUCCUGCACAUGUCAUGAAAAGAAGUUGAAUCUGCUGCAACAGAUAGAUACAUUUAAAGAAAAAAAAAGAAAAGAAAAAAAAAAAGAUGACUGACAUUUCAGUACCCAGAAACUCCAUAUUUGGAGUUUGACUGAGAAAGUGGAAUAAUGAGAGUAUUCAAGUUAUUUGUAUAUGUGCGAAAAGUUACAGACCAUUUGUCUGUAACGUUUUAUUUUGGUUCUAAAUAAAGAUUAAAAUAUCUAAAGAGAGACAGCAGCUCCUCCUGACUGCCUCCUGCUCAUCCUCAGUUUCACCUGCUACCAGAGAGUUGCCGUACUUAUCUUUACAGAGAUGAAGGUAUAAACUGUACUAUACUUAAUUUAAACAAGACUUCUAAGUUGAGGAUAUCUGAGGGUGUAUGGUUUCAAGCUGUCUGUGUAUAUUAGUUUGCUGUAAAUAGUCUGAUGCAUGUUCUAUUCUUUCCAUGAGCUCAAGCAGAAACAUGUAUAGCAGUGUCCUGACUCUGGUGUGUGAUACAGUGUUCGGAUCAAGAUAAGGAGACUGCUAUCCCUGAACUAUCCUUAUCAUUUUCCUUAAACCUCGCUAGACAAAAGGGAAAAGGUUCUUUUAUUUUAUUUUAAUGUAUUUGCUUGCUGAGCAGAGUUCUCUUGUCUGUAAAUGUGAGCUUUCAGAUCGCUGUGAUAAAAAGUUUAAUUAAAAACAAUAAAAAGAAUGUGUUUUUA